AUGGCAGAACAAUUAACAUGUGAAAAUUCAAUCUACUCAAAAUAAUAGAGAUAUACAAAAGAAGACAAAAAAAAAGAUGUAAUAAUUAGACCAUACAAUUACGAUUGUAAUUAUUAUUUAUCAUUAUUAGGCUAAUAAGAUUAAUAUAAUGUGAAAUUAUGUGGAUUAGUAUUUGAUGCAAUUGGAGUCCCAGAUUUUUUUGUAUAAAAUUAAGAUGAUUAGAACACCUAAACAGAUGUCUUCCAAUGA
Paramecium pentaurelia is the source of this 249-nucleotide messenger RNA. The record is from the annotation of a GenBank genome assembly. Lineage: Eukaryota; Ciliophora; Oligohymenophorea; Peniculida; Parameciidae.